AUGUCUUUGAAUGCGAACGCAAAGGAAUGGCGCCCGGCUGGUGAGCUUGCAUCGUUCCUGCUUCCGGCUUCCACGAGUGAAAGAGAGUGCAACACUGUUGUAGGGAAUGGCGUGGCCGCCGAUGUCUCCGCCGACAAGAAUGAUGCCGCCGUGCCAUCGUUGUCGCAAGAAGAGGAGCAACAAAAAGAACAGAAACAAUCUCUUGACGCCGUCAUGGCGUCCCCGUCAUACUACCCUUCUUUCACGCGUGCGGGGUUGUGUGCGGCGGCGGCGGUGGCUGGUGGCGCUGCGGUAGAGCUGGAGGGGGUGAACUGGGCGGAGGAAUUUGAGCGUGUCAUGGCUCUCACGAAGGAGUUGAUUGAGCGUCAGAUGAACGGUGAGAGGGAUGCCUCCAGUAAGUUGGACGGAGGCCACACGAAGCCGGGCCACAACGUCAGCGCUGAGCAGAACUCACCACAAAAACCACAAGGUGCAGUGAAAGCCAUGGACCCCAGCCGGUACCCGGCACUGCCGGGCACGGACGAGGUGAGGCCACUAGUGAGCGGCAAGUGGGUAAACGCACCGGCGGCUCUGCUUUCCAAGUCGAGUGCUAGUGUCAGUGGCGAGGCGCAUGCUCGCACAGCACCCGCAGCCGCAGCCGCAGCCAUAGCUUCCUCCACCCACCCCUCCCCCGCAGCGGGUGUAACGGAGCUGGACGAGAACGGUAGACCACUUCCCCCGCUCACCUCGAAGGGCAACCGGAGGUGGAAGAAACCCACGAAGGCACAACAAAAACGUGAGAUGGCUCAAAAGAAUGCCUUUGAGGCCUUUGCAAAUGCUCUGUUGCACAGUGUCUCCCCGUUUAUGGCGCCGCUACGAGAGCGAUGCAAAACAUCUCUUCCACACAUUAAGGUUGACCAGCGGUUUGGGAAAAGUGGGCAGCCACAGACGGCCGUGGCACAAUUUGUCGUAGCCCCACUGAUCACGAACUACCGACCGCGGCAUUUCCAUGACCUUACCCCUGGCGACCUGAUGGAGUUCCAUUACGACUUUGCUCAGGUAUUGAAGCAACUUAAAUCCGCAAAUGCCAUUCUUUUUGGGUAUGGUCCGGUAUGGAAACGUUAUGCGGUGCCUUACUGCUAUGUGAACUGCAAGGAAUACCGGCAGGAGGUGUUAAACCUGUGCCCAGACGAGGUUCCCAACAUGCGUGUGGAGGCCAUAUAUGAAGAUGAUAUACUGAAGGACAUCACAAACGUAGUGCUUGCUGUGGAGGAGCUGGAACCAUUGCACAAUAUGUCAAUUAUUCAGGCAAUGAGCCGUCGUGUUAACUUAGCCCCUCUUUUUGACGCAUUUGACACCAUAUUUAAACCAAUCGAAAAUUACCGCAUUGUCAUACGCGAUUUACACCGCGCUCCAUCUACAUAUCUGAUUCAGACUUCUAAUCACGAGAUCCAACAAAAGCCAUCUCCCCUCGUGCUAUACAACGACCCCAAUCUGUGGUACGAGCUUCCCGUCGUCAGCCGCAUAAAAGUGGAGGAAAAAACAACAGGGGAUGCCCUGGAGCACCAUGCAGUGGGGUCAGCGACGACUUCUGCCUCCACCAAAAAUGCAAAGGGGAAAUCCAAUGUCGUCCCGAACACCAGGAAUGGUCACUUUAUUUCAGCCGAGUGCGGCCCUCGAAGUAAGCGCAGCAACCCGGGUGAAAUCUCCUCGUUGGCUCUGGUGGCACCAGUGGUGGGGAGCGUUCUUUGCGUGUUCAUGACGGCCUUUAUUUUGUGGCGGCGAAAGUCCAGUCGUUAG
Molecule: messenger RNA, 1779 nt
Organism: Trypanosoma cruzi
Lineage: Eukaryota; Euglenozoa; Kinetoplastea; Trypanosomatida; Trypanosomatidae
Exons: 1
Coding region: 1-1779 (592 amino acids)
Source: RefSeq, a predicted model, not a curated record